Suillus subaureus is the source of this 423-nucleotide messenger RNA. RefSeq lists its product as uncharacterized. The record is from RefSeq and is a predicted model, not a curated record. The annotation marks the transcript as partial. Lineage: Eukaryota; Fungi; Basidiomycota; Agaricomycetes; Boletales; Suillaceae. The transcript is spliced from 4 exons.
UUGUUCUUGAUCUUCCUCCUUUCUGCGAUCCUUCCUUUCACUAUUGGCGGUACUCAUGGCCAUAACAAACGCGGGCACCAUCAAGAACUAGCUCAGCGGGCGCGAGGCGACGUCGGCAUCCACAAACGCGCUUUCGACAACGCACGUUUCACUUUUUAUGACGUUGGCUUGGGUGCUUGUGGGCAGUACAGCUCUCCUGGCGAUUUCAUUGUCGCCCUGAACGUCGCCCAAUAUGGCGGAGGUUUCCCUGGUCCGCAGUGCUUCAAGUCCAUCACCAUCUCUUAUGGGGGAAAAACCGCCCAGGCCACCAUUAUGGACGAAUGUAUGGGGUGCCCAUACGGCGGGCUUGAUUUCUCUGCGGGUCUUUUCAGUUACUUCGCUUCUGAAGCUGAAGGCGUCCUUUACGGAUCGUGGUGGUUCGAU